Messenger RNA from Pocillopora verrucosa, 4339 nucleotides. RefSeq lists its product as uncharacterized. Gene Ontology annotation, biological process: protein phosphorylation. The record is from RefSeq and is a predicted model, not a curated record. Gene Ontology annotation, molecular function: ATP binding; protein kinase activity. NCBI's taxonomy places the organism in Eukaryota, Metazoa, Cnidaria, Anthozoa, Scleractinia, Pocilloporidae.
CGUAAUCAGACCCCUGUGUGAAUUGGACUGUGAUAAAUGAAGCGAAACAGUUAAAGGUUUAGGUUUUCCUUUUUCGCAAUUCUCAAAGCUUCUUUAAGCUUGAAACUGAUGAAAUUUUGAUCAUAAACGUUCAAGUUAUCGAUUUGCAACAUGAGUGCAUCACUAGACAUUGACAAGAUCGACGACAUCCUGGAGAUGGCAAAAACAAUGGCGACACUAAAAAUUUCGUCCAAAGGGCUGAAAACGUUGGACCAAAUGAAAGCAAAAGUGAAAGAGACACUCCAUUCGUCAGAGAAGAAGUCAAGUUGGACGGCAAAGGAGGCCUUUUCAGUGUUGACGGAGGCAAAGAAAGAAGACGAGAAAAAACGAGCAACCUUGCUCAAUUUCUACGAACACACGGAUGUUUGCUUGCAGAGUAUGGAUGAAAAAGUUCAUGCCCUUUUGGAACAGAACAUCGGAAACCUCAAGGAAAAAAUAGCUUCCCACAAACAAAAUCUGCUGGGAAAAGAGUACAUUGUUCUUGUUGCAGGCGAAACAAGUUCAGGAAAGAGCACUUUGUUAAAUCUUAUCCUUGGAGAACAGCUUCUUCCUUACUCCGUUCUGAGUACCACAUCCACCAUCUGUGAACUAAGAUAUGGAGAUACACCAAAGCUGGUGGCGCACUUUAAAGACAAAGGAUCAGGGGAUACCUCAAAGACCGUCCUCUUAAACAAGCCAUCCGAAGCCUCCGAGCAGAGUUACCUUCAACAGAUUUCCGAAUUCGUCCACCUAAAGACGAACAGAGAAAAGGGUUCAGAUUACGAAAAGAUUGAGUUGUUUUGGCCUCACAAUCUGUUGAAGGAAAAUGUUGUAAUAGUCGACAGCCCAGGAAUUGGCGAAUCUACCAUCAUGGAUGACAUAGUAAAGGAGUACCUUCCAGAGGCUUUCGCAUUUAUUUACGUCAUCAACAGUGAAAACGCCGGUGGAAUACAGCGAGAUAGGGUGGAAAGACUUAUCGAACACGCCAGACAGGUAUCUAUUGACAAACAAAGGGAAUCUUCCUCAAAUUGUGCCCUUUUCGUUUGCAACAAGUGGGACCAGGUGCCGCCAGUAGAAACUGAUGAAGUUAAGAACCAUAUCCUGACGAAACUCACGCAGUGUUGGCCCUCUCUGGAUCCAGAAUCUCAGAUCAUUUAUAUGUCAGCAAGAGAUGCCAGUGAAGCUCAGAAGCUUGGAGUAGUCACGGAAGAGUUUGCUAAACUAAUGAAUGGUAUCAAGUCCAUGGUGUUGAAAAGUAUUGAAGCAAGACUACAGAUUCAGUGGAGGUGGCUUGACUAUCUUCUUGCACGUAUGGCCCUCCACACGAAAGCGUUCAUUCGUAAUUCGUCCGAAGAUCGUAAAGAUGUGAUAGAACGAAUGAUGUUUAUCACAAACCGCCUCAAAAGUAUUGAGAGGCAGCAAGGUACAGUAAGCAAAGAGCUGCAGUCAUACCUCGAAAACAAGACAGACCACGCUGUGAGUACACUGUCCAGAUACCUUAAGUCUCCAGAAGUUAUUGAGCAGUUUUCUUUGUGGACAUUAGAUGACGUUCCAAAUACUGAAGAAAGCUGGGAACUGACAAAGAAUUACAUCCAAAAGGCGCUGAUGAGGCGACUUCAAGAAAAGAUAGAGGAAUGGGAAGAAAAGAACCAUAUCUUUUCCGAUGCUCGCGCCUCUUUGAUUCGAUACUUUCAGGAGAGGUUCAGCUACGUCGAAGGUCAACUUCGGAUGCUGGAGGGCUCUGUCCUAGCCGGAGAUGCUGUCGGCUCAGGAAGUGACCCGCUGGCAUCGGAUGAUUUUAGCGUCGCCGAAAAAGUCAUCAUCGGGGUCACAAGUCCAAUUUGGGUUCCAGUUGGUCUGGUUGUCUUAGUGGUCAGUGUCCCGGUAGUUGGCGCCAUGGCACUUAAAGAAAAGAUUGAAAACUGGAAUAAAACAAGACAAUACAACAAAGACAGGUGUGCAUUUAUGGCGAAAGCUUCCCAAGAAUAUCUGAAUGAAUCAGCUGAAGAACAGCAUUUAAAGUCGUUCGUGAUGGAACAGCUUAAAGAAGCUCAGGUUUGUCUUAAGCAGGUCUUAGAUCGGAUCCCUCAGCUCAUAGAAGAGGACAAAAUGUUGUGUCAACAAUUGAGAGAUGAGAACCGUUCUAAGAAAGAAGUAGAAGAUUUCUACCAACCGCUACACAAAAAGAGUGUACAAAUAAGGGAUGAGAUGGCCCUUUUUGGCAUUAAAGAGGUUCGCACCAUGGACAUCAGCUGCGACGAUCUGGAGUGGAAAGACAAUGCACUUCUUGGGAGUGGAACGUUUGCAGCCGUUUAUCGAGGAAAAUUGAAGAUACAAGGAGAGGAUAAACCCGUAGAUGUUGCUGUGAAAGUGUGGAACGAGGAGCUCAACGAAGAUACUGCUAGCGGCUUUCUUUCUGAAGCAGAGAUACUCAGGAAACUGAAUUAUCCCUCUAUUGUAAAGUUCUAUGGUGCAGCACUUCACAAGGAAGGGGAGCAGCUGAAAGCAGUUCUGGUGACGGAGCUCUGCAAGGAAAACUUGAUGACGCACAUUUUCCGGCAUGAAGGCAAUAUACCUGGAAAGUCAUCAACUGCUACAGCUACGAGAGAUAUGAUCGGAUGGGCAAAAGACAUCGCCGAUGCUUUGGACUACAUUCACAGACAAGGUAUCGUUCACAGAGAUCUCAAGCUGGAAAAUAUAUUGCUUUCGCAAGAAAACAUUGCCAAAGUAGCCGAUGUCGGUGUUUCUAAAGAAGCCAAAGCGAUCACGGGUACUAUGGCGGGAACUCCUUUGUAUCUCGCUCCUGAAGUGAUCAAGUCCUCUUUGUACGAUUACAAAGCAGACAUCUACAGCUUCGGUAUAAUGCUCUGGGAGAUGUGGUAUGGUGACAGAGCCCUUCUUGAUGUGAUAGGAAAUAUGCAGGAGUUCUUUGAAAAAGUGGGUGAGGGCGUAAGACCUACGCAUGUCCGAGGCUCAAAAAAGCCUCCAGCUGGUUUGCGUGAUCUGAUGCAGCGUUGCUGGGACGAAAAACCUGAUAAUCGACCAGAUGCGAGAGAGUGUUAUGAGAAGUUGACUAAGCUCUAUCAGGAAUUUGGCGCACCGUCUUCGUAAACACUGGUUAUUAGGCAACCACCUUGAACUUGUUUACUUUUCAAGUGUAGACUGUUUUGGAGCAACAGUGAUUUAGAGUGUUUUAAGAUAUCCCAUAUGACUGUUGUAACAAAUAGACUAGUCACACCCGCGCCAAUUUUCUCGUUUCAAACUUAGUUCGUACAUCAUAGAAACCUAUUCUGGACUUAAUCAGUGCUGGUGCUAAGGACUUCUAUCGAGACCAGUGUCAUUUUGGAUGAUUCCGAAAGGCCUAAUUAAGCGCACAGGUGUAGGUGGCUCCUCUGUUGCUUUGUUUGUCAGAGGAUCUUUUGUUACAGUACAGGGUUGUCAGCCCACUGCCCUUCCCUAAACCUAAAAUUGGCUUCGUUAGGCAUGAAAAUUAAAGUAAGAAGCGUAUGAAAUACAAAGAUACUUACGCAGUGAGUUGACGGAAUGUAGGAGUGGUGUAUGGUAGGUCUCUCACUAUUCUUAUGCCUUGGUAGUCUUUAGACCCUGCAAGCGAAAAAGAGACUUGAGAAAGUCUUAAUCAAGAAAGAGAGAGAGAGAGAGAGGGAGGCGACCGUACUCUCAUGUAAAAAAGGCAUAGUCAAGUCAUAUUGUCAUAGUAUCGUUAGCUGGUACAAACAUAAAAGAGUGUCAAUGAUUUAGUAGAUUUCUUUUAAUGAGAGCUGGUUAUCAUGUGUAUUAAUCUCCUUAAGUCUUAUUUUUUGGGGGCUUUUGUCAAUUAGUUGACGUGUUACUAUUUUGAAAGAGGAAAAAAAAGAAUAUUUGGAAGGCAAAUAUUGUUCUUUCAGCUUGUUUAAAAGCUUUUUGUCGGAUUUUAGACUAGUUUCACCAUCUGGUGUAAGACACUUGUGAUCGUUAACUCUUUGAAGAUUUCGAAUAGAGCAUUCUGUUUUUUAAGUAUUAAGAUUAAAUAUGAUGCAGGAAGGUCAGAUAUCACAUAUCUAAGUCUAAAGAAAUCACAGAGAUGGAGUUGUAAGCUCAAAAAGGGUCAAAUGACGUGAGAAGAAGUUCCCUUGGAAGGAAUUUCAAUACUCAGCAGCGUACAUUUUCAUGACGGAAUCGUGUGAUUAAACUUGGGAGGAGAAAACAAACUCCCAUCAUUUCCCCUCAAAAAUUGCUGAACGAUGCAUUUACGAAGAUGAUUAGACUUAAUUGUUUCUUAAGAUUGUAAACUGUGAAGGUCAAAUAAAGUCUGGAUCCAGGU